AUGGAAGUGAGGCUGCAUAGGCUUUUGGAGAGUUUGCCCAAUGACUUUAUCACUUACACUACUUGCUAUAGUUACUCAAGGGAGCAAUCAGUGUGUGCAGAUAGUAAAUGGGAUUUCAUGAAUGCUACCAUUCUGCUAAAUCACUUUGCACAUCUCACUCAUCAGUAUCCUAUUAGGUCCAAGGAGGUUGGACACAGCUCAUUUUCAGGUUGGGUGUGGGGUUCUGGACCCUGUCUGGCUCUGGGAUCAGCUGAGGCAACCAUGCUUAGACCACGUCCAAUAGAAGAGUUGGCAGGACUAAGGAUUGUAGAUAUAUCUGCUGGAGAUUCGCAUGCUCUUGCCUUAACACAUGAAUCUGAGGUAUAUGCUUGGGGUUCCAACACAAUGGGUCAGUGUGGCCAAGGCCACACUUUAUCUCCUAUAACUCGACCAAAGAAAGUUAUGGGUCUUGAUGCUGCUGUACACCAAAUAAGUGCUGGCACUACACAUUCAAUUGCUUGGACAGCCAUUCCUACUGAUAGGCGAGUUGUUUCUUGGCAUCGACCAUUUUGUGUUGACCUUCAAGAGGGAACUUUCUCACUCCUUCGUACAUUCAUCGAGCAGUAUUGUAUUUUUGAUGACCCUGAGCAACCAGUUACACCAUUUGCAUCCCUAAGGUAA
Messenger RNA from Macrobrachium nipponense, 660 nucleotides. Its product is annotated as probable E3 ubiquitin-protein ligase HERC1. The record is from RefSeq and is a predicted model, not a curated record. NCBI's taxonomy places the organism in Eukaryota, Metazoa, Arthropoda, Malacostraca, Decapoda, Palaemonidae. The coding region runs from base 1 to 660 and encodes 219 amino acids. The transcript has 4 exons.